Darwinula stevensoni is the source of this 1936-nucleotide messenger RNA. Lineage: Eukaryota; Metazoa; Arthropoda; Ostracoda; Podocopida; Darwinulidae. The record is from the annotation of a GenBank genome assembly.
UUUGAUAGAUUUGUGACAUGGAGUGCUCAAUAGUUGGUUGAGCAUUGACAAAAGAACAGGGGAUGGAAUGUGUGAGAACUUUGCAUAAAAGAAAAAUGUCUGCUCAUCUCAAAGAACAGUAUAGCUACACUUGUGUAAGCUUCCCUCACAUGGAAGGUAUAUCAAUAUUCUCAUCAGAUGGAGAACUGUUCAGAGCUAAUGCUGCCUUACUCGCUGUGUUUAGUGCCUAUCUACGGAAGGAGCUCAUAAGGCAUCAUGUCAAAUCAGACAUUGUGGUCUGUCUCCCUGAUAUUGCCUCAGGGCCUCUCUCUUGCAUAUUGCAAUUCAUUCAUUCCGGCCAGAUGGAAGUAGAACAAAGACAGUUAUGGGAUGUGUUUGAUGCUGCUCAGGCUCUUGGAAUUGAAGGAUUCCCUUAUUCUGCUUUUCUUUCUGAGAGUCCCUCAGACAAAGUACCAGAAGAUGGGAUGCAAAUGGAGACUGAGACUCAAGAGCUAUGUGAUGAGACUUUGGAGCAUGAAGUGCCACAAAGGCCAGUGAGUAACUGCAGCAGCUCAAGCAAUGUAGUAGAUGUGGAGAACUGCCUUGGAACCAGCAGAGUAGAAUUGAAUGAACUAGUACCUAACACUAUAAGUGCAGAAAAACAGGGCAAGAAUAGUGACCAUGUUCCUGCAUGUAAUGGAGUGUCUAGUAGCACAGAAGCUUCCAAGUGCAGCAAGAUUCCAGUCUCCCUCACUGACAAUGUUACUUCAAUGUACAAGGAGACAGAGUUGAAUCAAACAGAGUUAGGGUCAGAUAUCCUUGAAUCUCAGCUGAAUGACAGUGUUUGUGCUAAAAAUUUCCAGAAAAUUGAUCAUAAGAAUCCCACAGUGGCUACAGAAGAUACAAUUAAUAAAGUGAAAGAUGAUGUUGAGUCAGGAGUGGUCUUAGAUGGUGGCCUUGAAACAAGCAUUGUGGACUUGAAUGAGCUUGCAAAUAUCUCUGUAGGUACUGAGAAAAUAAAAGAGGACAGGGUCUAUGAUCCUGUUAGUAACUGUGGAGUCACCAGUUGCCUAGAUGUUUCUGAUUGCAAGAUUUCUAUCCCCAUGACUGAAAAAGAAACGUUGAAUUCUGAGAAAACGGAAAUGGAUCAAACAAAGUUUACACCAGAUAUCCUCACACCUCAGCUGAAUCACAGCAUUUGUACUGAAGAUUCACAGGAAAUUGGCCUUAAUAAUUCUAUGAUACCUGCAGGAGAUGAAGCGCAUAAAGACAUUUCAGACACUCCACAAUUAGUUGUUGCAUCAGCAGAGGCAAAGUCUGGUCCAGAGGAUGAUGAAGUGCAUGUUGGUGAUGGAAGGAGGAAAAUAAAUUCAGAGUUGGUCAUUCAUGCUCCAGAGAACAUGGGUAAUGAUGAAUGUGGUGAAAGUGAAAAAGCAACUCUUGAAUCAGAAGAGGCCAAUCCUACAGAAGAAACCAAAGACAUUGCUGUAUAUGGUGGAGAUAAAGAAAAUGUCAUAAAUCAAGGAUUAAGCCCAGUAAUCCAACAAAGAAGUAAUGAUUCCAUUGUUCUACCUGUAAUAGACAAAGUUAAUGGAAAGGACCCUGCAAACCAUGUUGAGGGGAGUUUACACCAAAGUGGAGGCUCACCAACAACAAUUGGAGAGGAAGGGGAAGACAGGAUUAACCAAGAAGAAACAUCUUUGAACCAUGAAUCUCAGGGCAGGCACUGGAAAGGAAGGAAGAGAGAACAGCUUUCCCAUUCGGCCAGUAGAUCUCCUCGAGCUCAGAAAAUGCCUCGUCAGUCUGGGCCCAUUACUCGGAACAGCUCCAGGUCAACAAGGCCAGUCACUAGAAGUAGCCAUGUUACCAAGAAGUAGUUCCAUCUUCAUUCCAAGUCACAUGUGUCUCCUUCAUUGGCAAACCAGGUUUGAUGCGGAGUGGCUCUACCAAAGAAAGC